Olea europaea var. sylvestris is the source of this 1555-nucleotide messenger RNA. RefSeq names its product probable indole-3-pyruvate monooxygenase YUCCA5. The coding region runs from base 88 to 1344 and encodes 418 amino acids. The record is from RefSeq and is a predicted model, not a curated record. The transcript is spliced from 3 exons. NCBI's taxonomy places the organism in Eukaryota, Viridiplantae, Streptophyta, Magnoliopsida, Lamiales, Oleaceae. Gene Ontology annotation, biological process: auxin biosynthetic process. Gene Ontology annotation, molecular function: N,N-dimethylaniline monooxygenase activity; NADP binding; flavin adenine dinucleotide binding.
UUCUCUUAUACAAUUCCUCAAACUUUCAGAAAAACCUCAGUGAAAACAAGAAGCGCAGAAUUCUUGUACCUAAAUCUGUUAAAAAGAAUGUUUAGUUUAUCUGAUACUCGAAGAUGUGUUUGGGUGAAUGGCCCUGUAAUUGUUGGGGCAGGGCCUUCAGGUUUAGCUGUGGCUGCUGGCCUUAAAGAACAGGGUGUGCCAUUUGUGAUUCUUGAAAGAGCUGAUUGCAUUGCAUCUUUGUGGCAAAAACGCACUUAUGAUCGCCUUACACUUCAUCUUCCUAAACAAUUCUGCCAAUUGCCUAAAUUCCCAUUUCCUGAUCAUUAUCCUGAGUACCCCAACAAGAAGCAAGUCAUUGAAUACUUGGAAUCUUAUGCCAAGCAUUUUGAUAUCAACCCACAGUUUAAUGAAACUGUGGAGUCUGCUAAGUACGAUGAGGCUUGUAAACUGUGGAGUGUUGAGACUGUUUCUCCAAGUGGGUGUAAGGUUGAGUACAUUUGCCAAUGGCUGGUGGUGGCAACUGGGGAGAAUGCCGAACGAGUCGUGCCUGAAAUCGAAGGCUUGGAGAACUUUGGAGGGGAAGUAAUCCAUGCCUGUGAUUAUAAAUCUGGUGAAAAUUUCAGAGGAAAGAGCGUUGUAGUCGUGGGGUGUGGAAAUUCAGGCAUGGAAGUGUGUCUUGAUCUUUGCAACCAUGAUGCAAAACCUUCAAUGGUUGUUCGCAGCUCGGUUCAUCUAUUGCCAAGAGAAGUAUUUGGGAAAUCAACAUUUGAACUGGCAAUGUUUAUGCUAAAGUGGCUACCACUUUGGCUUGUUGACAACAUUUUGCUAGUUUUGGCAUGGAUGAUUCUUGGGAACACUGAGAAAUACGGGCUAAAACGCCCAUCAGUUGGUCCAUUGGAGCUAAAGAACACACUGGGAAAAACUCCUGUCCUUGACAUAGGUGCACUUGAAAAAAUCAAAUCCAGGGAAAUCAAAGUAGUCCUUGGAAUCAAGAAGUUCUCAUGUGGAAUGGUUGAGUUUGUAAAUGGUGAAAAGCUCGAAAUUGACACAGUUGUUAUGGCUACUGGAUAUCGCAGCAAUGUUCCUUCUUGGCUACAGGAAAGUGAAUUCUUCUCCGAGAAUGGAUUUCCAAAGACACCAUUUCCUAAUGGAUGGAAAGGAAAAGAAGGGUUAUAUGCAGUUGGAUUUACAAGAAGAGGGCUAUCUGGUGCAUCUGCUGAUGCAAUGAAAAUAGCACAAGAUAUUGGCAAAGUUUGGAACGAGGAUUUGAAUAAAAAAAACAGAAAGUCCCUACACAUAGAAGAUGCAUUCGACAUUCUAAUAGGAGGUCCCAGGAUUUUCUGAUGACAACAAAUGAGAUAUUAACUUAUUUUUCGUCAUUAAUCUUGUCCGAUGUUGUUUUUAUUGGUGUAUAAAGAAAAAGUGAAUAGCGUAGGGAUUAGCCCUCUCCAAGGAAGCUCAAGUUUUGUGAUGUUUUGGGCAUUUUGUAUACUAGGAUGACGAGGCUUUUUUCCUUCUACUUUUUACCACUAACUUUAUGUAAUAUAACUAUGCA